This is a messenger RNA of Paramuricea clavata, 5383 nucleotides long. NCBI's taxonomy places the organism in Eukaryota, Metazoa, Cnidaria, Anthozoa, Malacalcyonacea, Plexauridae. The record is from the annotation of a GenBank genome assembly.
AUGAUAUUUUGUAAUCUGUUAUAUCCAGCUCCUACACCAUCGACAGAUUGCAAAGGAAAGAACUGGCAGAAAGGACCAGGAACACUUUGCUUUCAAAUCAACCACGUGCCCAAAACAUGGGAAGGUAAAUGGUUCGCAUAUAUUGUUUGUGUUGCCACUCAGCAUUUGGUUCAAAUAUAUUUACCAGUUAAAAAGUCUCGGUGAAGUGAUAGGCAGGCCAUUAGCAAUGCAUGUUAAAUAUUUGGCUAAAAGAGUCAACUUCAAAGGCCACGUAAAGUCUGUAAUGUAAACAAACGCUUUCUUUACAUUUUGAACUCAGUGCUACAGGUGUAAAAUAUGAUUAGAUAUACAUUAUACUGAAUUUGAACACUCUUCUGUUAUGAAUAAGAUUAGAGAUUCAAUUCAAAAAGUUCGGAAGGUUCGAAAUAUUAAUAACAUUCCAGUGGUCGGGUCCCGACCAUUGGAAUGUAGGCCUGCGCAGAAAGUAUGCGCAGAACGGACUUUACAUGGUCUUUAAAUAAAACUGUUUAACUGGGACGAAAAUGUUUAAACUCACAAUUCAUUUCUGCAGUUAUAUAUAUAUCUGCUACAGGCGACGUCACUAACUGUACACUACCUAAGAUAAGGUUGACAAAUUAAUCAAUCAAAAAAUCUCUAUCCCUUAAAACUAUUAAAAUGUACUCUAAUGGUUUAACAAAUACACAAAGAUAAUAAACAAAACUUGCAUUCACGAUAGUUUUACAGCAGUACGUCCUUACAAAUCUUUACGAAAAAAUUCUAAAUCCCCAAGGCCCAUUUUAUACGUCGAAUUUCGGUCGCGUCGAAUGCAUUCAAACAAAAGAUUAUGAAGCUUAACGAGGUUUAUCAUCGCAUUAUCUAUUCUCUUUAUUGCAUUCGACGGGACCAAAAUUCGACAUAUAAAACUGGCCUAAGACGAAAAUACACGAAAUGCUUUCGGCAAUUUGCGAAUAGCCAAAAGGAUUUCUUAUUCGUCUUAUGAAAAUUCCUUUUCAGCACGUUCCGGGAAUGCAUCCAGCACAGUGCCUUAUUUGGAAGAAAAAAUAUCUAAUAGCAUCCAGCGAACGACGUCGUCCGUAGCAUCCAACCAGAACUGCAGAAUGCAUUGUUAUCUAAAUAUUUAACGCCUUAAAUUAAAAAAAUUCAUUAACAGCUUGAUUAUUUUAAUCACGGUGGAAAUUUAAGGUGGAAAUUUCCCCACGGUGGAAAUUUACAAACAAAAUAUCAAUAAUUAUUGCUGUGAUAUGACAACAAAUAAGGCUUAAUUAGUAACAUUAACUUUUUGAUCGCAAUCAACGAGAGAAUCUCCAGCGAUUACAUGCAAGAAAUCGCCACAGAAUUUAAGUAUCGAUGGCGCGUGUGGCGAUAAUAAUUCCUCAUUUUAUCUCAUAACUGUUAAAGACGGGAUGUAAAAAUCGUUUAUUUCACAUUUGAUACGUUUUACGAUCGAUCACGACAAUCAGCGCAUAAUGUUCAAGUACUGUUGGCGUAUUUCAUUUAGGACAAACACAAAGCGAUGAUAAACGAUACGAACAUUUUACCGAGAUGACUGGGACCCUCUGAGCACUCCGAGCCCCAGGUAUUUCGCCGGCCAUGCAUAACACCCUUAAGUUUACUUGUCAUCAUUGCAAUAUAUUAACAUUUAAACUGUGCAUGAACAGUGGCCAAAUAUAUGAUACCUUGUAUUUAAUUUUAGAUGCGCGCUCAACGUGUCUUGACCGAGGUGGCGAUUUGCUGUCAAUCACGACGGAGGAAGAAAGCAAAGCAAUAGCGGAAAAAAUUAAAUACGGGAUGGAUGAUUAUUUCUGGAUUUCUCUAAAUGAUCGUGAUUAUCGAGGCAUCCAUUAUUGGAGCAACAACGAGGCCUUUGGGUUGAUUAACUGGGGAUCAGGAGCGCCUGAACAUUACAAUGAACACUAUCCUGAGGAUACUAGUAUGAAAAUUAUUUUGUUUUCUGAACUCAUCUGGGGCCGGUUGUUCGAAAGCCGUUUAAUUUAAUUAACUUAAACGGCGUUUAGCUGUAAAUCGGUGUAUAAAUUCCUUUUCCGACAGUUAUAGUUAACCGGCUGAUAAAAUUGCGCGUUUUAUACAAAACUCAUUUAGUACCGCCUUUAACUAUCCAUGGAAUUACCUUUAAUUUAAGCGGAGAAAACCGGAUUUUCCUGAAAUUUUAUACUUCUACAUCAGCUGUUGCUAGGCAUUUAGAAACUUUUGAACCUUUAAAGGGCUGUGACUGUAAAAAUCUACCACUGACUUUGCAGCCAAAUAUAAACCUACCUUCCUUUUCGGCUUAGUUCCCCAAAUCUGGAGAAGUAUUGGGGUUUUUGCUCAUUUUUUCCCAGAGUUUUGUUUUCAGUCAUUAUUGCUUGUAUUAGGCGCCAUUUGGGAUGUCGAAAAUGACAAUUUUCAUACAGCUACUACAGAAUUGUCCUUUAAUCUAUUGAUUUCACCAUAAUAUAUUCUGAAAGACUGUGCCUUAGUUUACUUAUUGAUGGAAAAAAUAAUAAAAUAUUUAUUUUUUCCGGUUUACCUCAUCUUGAAUGAGCCCUAAUAAGUUCCGUAUUUUUGGGCAAACCUUUUGCUGAUGAUAGAAUCUCGUCUCUUUGGUUUUCGCCUCCCACGCGUUAAGAAUACAAUCAAUUAUAGUUUGACUACUGCUGGCGUGUUUCGCGUCGCGAGUAAAAAGUCGCGGUCCUAAAAUAGCUCCAAACGGUGUAUUUUAUUGAGUCGCGGGAUGAAUAAAGUGUGUAAAAAUCACAUUAUUAUUUAGUUAUUUAAUAGUUUUUUUCAAUAGUAUUAUUUAUUAUUCAAUAUUGACGUAUAUAUGCAAUGUAUAUUGUUUGUAUAAAGCCUUCCGCCGGGGAGGGGGUAUUACAGAAAGAGAAAGAUCCAGGAUUAACUCGCGUCUGGCAGCAGAUAACAAUUUUGAAACAUCAAGGCUAUACAUAUCAUAUCAUAUCAAGGAUCAUGAGUUAAAUCUAAUACUCCAGUAUUCUUCGAUGUCCUGUUAAAUGCAUCCUAUAAUGUCUGAAAACGAAGAAUGCAUUUUUUUAUUUCAAACGGAGAAUGCAUUUUUUAUUACACUUGGAGUCAACUCAAAUGUUUAUCCUGUUGUGAUACGACAGAACGGCUGGUGUUAUGUUGCGUACUUUCCGAAUUAAAACCACCCAGUAGUAUAGUAGGUGGUUUUCGACCCUUAUUUUUGAGGGUGAGGGAGGAAAGAAUGAGGGUGAGGUAAUUGAUAUUCAUAAAAAUGCGGGUGAGGUAGGGUGAGUGAGGGUGAGGUAAUUAAUAUUCAUACAAAUGAGGGCGAAGGAGGGCGAGUGAGGGUGAGGUAAUUUAUAUGCAUACAAAUGAGGGUGAGGUAAUUAAUAUUCAUACAAUUGAGGGUGAGUGAGGGUGAGUGAGGGUGAGGUAAUUAAUAUUCAUACAAAUGAGGGAGAGUGAGGGUGAGGUAAUUAAUAUUCAUACAAAUGAGGGUGAGUGAGGAUGAGGUAAUUAAUAUUCAUACAAGUGAGGGUGAGUGAGGGUGAGGUAAUUAAUAUGUGAGGAGGAGUGACGCGAAGUAAUGACGUCACGCGGGCAAGUUUAGGCAGGUAAUGACGUCAUGCUGGCAUGUUCGAGCGAUACUUGGUGAAUAGGCAUUUUUAGCAUCCCUCCACGUGUGUGAUACAAUAGAGGGAUUAAUGUUGGCUUGCUAUGAACUUUUAUACAAGUGUCUGGAUAAAAUCGACAAGCAUCUUGUAAUAAUCAUAGUUCUGCAUCAGUCAUGCAGUGUCUACAUGGUAAAACGGCAUCUUACAAUUUAUUGGAAGGAAUUUUUGCGAAUGCAGUCGCACAUAAAGUUCAAAGACUUUGUGUGGAAUCCUGUAAUGGUUGUCAAGUCGGUCAUCCUAGUCAAAGGCAACAUGACUGCUUCGUGAUAAACGAAAAGGAAGGAUGGCAAAUGUGUGGUUUACAAGCAAUCAAACGAGUGAAUGGUAAGUGCAUGGUUUGGAGUCAAUUCGCUGAGGCAAUGAGGGUACUGAAACUGGCGGCUCCAGUACCCUCAGUACUCCAGUAUCCAGAUUCUACGUUUGUCGAUUUAUUGAUGGAACUACUUCAGAACACUGAGAACCACGAACUACAAUGUAUACUGAACUAUUUGUUUCAUUGGAGAUUAGAAGACCCACUCGAGUCAGUAGCUGAAGCGCGCGUUUUUGUAUCUGCGAAGCAGGUAUUCUCGACAUUUUGGAUUUCGCUGUCUUAUUUUCUCUUUUUUAGAACGUUGUUUUCAAUUUGUGCAAAUACAACAUAUUUUUAUCAAUUCAUUUCGAUAUUUUAAGCCAUGUGUCAACAUAAACAUUAAUACAGCAAAACAUUCAUUGUGCAAUAUGUUCUACAGUCAAAACAUAGCAGGCAAUAUUGCCAAUGAACAAUAUCACAUAUCUCAAAGGGCACUAAUGUUGUCAGGAAUAUUGAAUUAAAUCGUGGUCCUGUUCAAAACAAAAGUCCAACUAGGUUGCCAGCAAAUGUAGUGUUGCAACAAAGGUUAAGACGCUUUCAGUUUAUAUUUGCACUUGUUGUGACCAAUUAUGGUACAAGCAUAGUGUCAUUCCAGUCACGACAAAUAAAGAAAAUAAUCCUGAUGUUCAAAAAAGAAUGUUAAAUAGAAAAAGCGUUAAUAAUGUGGAGUGGUUGUGUAAAACCUGUAAUAAGUAUUUAAAAGCAAAAAGUUGCCUCCUUGUGCUGCCGUAAAUGGGCGGCAAAUUUCCAGAAAAAACCUUCGUUUUUCGAUCUAAAUUAAUUAGAGUGUAGACUGCUUGCUCCAAAACUUGCAUUUCAAAAACUAAUGCAGGAUCCUAGAGGUAGACAACUGGAAAUCAAUGGAUACAUUGUUAAUGUUCCAGCAGAUGUUGUUAAUACUGUUAACAUGUUGCCCAGGUUUACAAAUGAGACCAGCACAAUUAAAGUUAACCUUAAGAGAAGACUGCAAUACAAAAGUACUGCUUUAUCACAAAACGUUAGACCAAAUAAAGUAGCAGAAGCUGCCAACUUUGGCUUGUAAAUAAUGGUAACCUUUAUAAAGAUGAAGGUAUAACUUUCAAUGAUACUUGGCUUGAAGAUAAUUCAAAUACUCAAAUGGUGUUUGAUGAUAGUGACAAUGAUCAAACUUCAGAUGGUUCAGAAAAUAUUGUGGACUGUAAUGCAGAAAGCUUGAAUUGUGAUACAGAAUGUAAAACCCAGCAAUCAUUUGCAUGUGAUGAUGAUGAACACAGGAGUGAAGACGAGGCAGAAAUACCUGCUGGAGUCACUGACACUGUGUUAACAUCUCCAGAUUUUGUUACUGAUAAUGAACGUCAGCAUAUUUUAAAUGUUGCACCUG